Messenger RNA from Plasmodium vinckei vinckei, 13968 nucleotides. Its product is annotated as conserved Plasmodium protein, unknown function. Lineage: Eukaryota; Apicomplexa; Aconoidasida; Haemosporida; Plasmodiidae. Gene Ontology annotation, biological process: microtubule-based movement. Bases 1 to 13968 code for a protein of 4655 amino acids. Gene Ontology annotation, molecular function: dynein intermediate chain binding; dynein light intermediate chain binding; minus-end-directed microtubule motor activity. The transcript is spliced from 10 exons. The record is from RefSeq and is a predicted model, not a curated record. Gene Ontology annotation, cellular component: dynein complex.
AUGAACUAUAGCUUGUUGAAAAAGAAAUUAAUUGAAAACUUUAAUGAUGUAAAUAAUAAAGUAUGUAAUUAUGAGGUUGAAAAAAAAAAAAAAAUCGAUUUAUCUUUGUCUAUGGAAAGAAACUUGAAUAAGGUUUCAGAUUUGGAAAAAAUAAAUAAGAAUAAUAAUGAAUAUAUGAAAAAAAAGAAUGAGAUAAAUGUUUUGAACGAAAUUAAUGAUAUAUUAAGUUUGAAUAAUUUGGAAAAAGAAUCAACUAACACAAUAAUAAAGAGUGUUAAAAGUAGUGUAGGCAUAAAUAAUUUUAAUAAAUAUGAAGGUUCUCAAAAAAUAAAAAAAUUGGGAACACCUUUGUCUACAACCAUUCCUGAUAACUUUAUUAACAAUAAUAAUAAUAAAUUGGUUGAUGAAAAAAAAAAAAAAAAUAGUAAUAAUGAAGAAGUGAUAUUUAAAGAGAACUUAGACAUUGUAGAAUCCAGUUUUAGUGCUGUCAAUAAAUGGAGGAAUCACAUUGAUUUAAUCGAAUUUGUAAAAAAUAAUCUAAAGAAUAAUGAGUUCAUAUAUGUCAAAAGCCAAGACGGGCAGUACGAGAAAGUAAGUUGCCAUAGGAAAAAGGAGGUGAAUGUAAUUUCGAUCUCUCUAAAUGGUGUACUGAUAAAUGAAAAAAAUGAGACAAGCUUUUAUGAGUUAAGUGAAUGGAAAAAUUAUGUAACAAUGUUAAAUAAUGCGAUGAGAUUAAAUUUUAUAAAAAAGUUUAAAUUAUAUAAAUAUUAUUUUUUAUUAAAGAAUAUAAUAAAAUAUAAUAAAUUUAAAAAAAGAAAAGAAUAUAUAAAAGAAAAUUUAAUUUUUUUAAAUGAACAAAUGUUGAAAGGACUUAUAGAAAUAAAUUCAAUUUUAAAUGAAUUGAAUGAAUAUAAAUUAUUAGACAUAAAUAUAAAUAAUAUGAGUAUAGAACAAUUUGAAGAAUUACAAAAUGAGCAUAUUUAUAGAUUUUAUAUUUUUAUAACUGAUAAAGUAAAACAGAUUAUUGCAAUUAUAUGUGAAUAUUGUCGUAAAGCUCUUAAUCAAUUUUUGAAAGAUAAUAAAAUUGAUGAAAAUGAUUCGGUUGUAGUUAAUAAUGUAAAUGUAUCUAAAAAGGGUGUAAAAAACCAAGGUACUAUAAAAAGAGGAAGAUAUAUUAAUAAAAAAAAUGAAAUAAAUAAAAUGGAAUACAACCAAAGUAAUGUUAGUAAAAACAUAUAUAUAUAUUACAACAAAAUUGCUUUAAAUCAUUGUUACUCAUUUUAUAUUAAGAAAUUUAUACAAGUAUGUCAAUAUUUAUGUGAUAAUAUAUUAAGAAAUAUGGUUAUACAGACAUAUGAAUAUUUCCUUACCAUUUUGAAUAACUAUUUUGUUUUAAUACCUGACAAGAUAGAUGUGAAAAAAUCUAGUGAAAUAUUUAUGGGAAAUGGCUUACAACUUUAUGAUAAUCCAAGUAAAGAAAUGAUAAAUAAAGAAAAGGAAAAAGAUGGUAGUUGCAUAGCAAACAUUAAUGGGUAUAAACCAAAAAAUGAUAUACACCUUUUUAAUGUUGUCUUAACGAUUGAAGAAGGGAAAUUGAAAAUAUUUCCAGAUUGUGAUUUACUUAUUACAACAGUUGAACAUUAUAUAGAUGCAAGUAUUGAUAUAAUAAAUAAAAGAGAAAAUUUUAUUAAUCAUUUUAAAAUAAAAAACUUGUUUAAGAAUGAAAUAUAUGUUGAUGACAUUAUAUUUAAAAAUCGAAAAGUUGAUAUUUGUGGAGAAGGGAAAAAAGGAAAUGAAAAAGAAGAAAUUUUUGAUGUUGAAAGUGAUAUAAGAAUUCAAAAAAUGAAAAUUGAAUUAAAAGAAAAAUUAAAGAGUGUCUAUAAUUCAAUGGUAGAUUCAUGUAAUGAAUUUAAUAAUAUAAUUUGUUUACAUAAUAAAUAUAAAAAUAUAAAAGUUGAAAAUAUAGACAUUAUGGAUGUUAGUUAUAUAUAUGGAUUGUUUGAAAAUCUUAAAGAAUUAGAAAAUAAAAUAAAAAAAAUUAAUAAAGAAGUUAAUAUUAAUAUAUUUAAAGUGAAUAAUAAUAUAUUGAUAGAUUACUUAUUAAAAGGUAUAAAUACAAAAUGGAGAGAACUUAUAAAUUAUUUACCAUCUCUAAACAAAACAACAAUAAGUAAUUUAAUUCUUAAACUAGAUGAAGCAUAUAAUCAUAUAAAUAAAACACCAACAAAUUUAUCUGAACUAGUAAAAUAUAUAAAUUUUACAAACAAUUUUAAUAAUGAUUUAUUAAAUAUUGAAGAAUCAGUUGAAUCUAUUUCAUCUUUAUUUUUGUUAUUCAAAAAGCAUUAUAUAAAUAUUAGUGGAAGUUAUACUACUAAACUAUUUCAUAUAAAACAAAAAAUCAAUUCUUUAAAAACUAUUUUACAUUCAGAUCCAAAUUAUGAAAUUCAGUUUAACUCUCAGUUUAAGGACUUGGUGUAUGAGAUAAAUAUUGUUGAAAAAAAAAUACAAAAUUUUAUAAAUAUUAUAAAAAAUGAUACAUUUAAAUUCUCUUUAGAGUAUUCUGUAGAUGCAAUGGAGUCUGCACUUAAGUUGGUGACUCCAAUCGAGCAGGUGGAGGAAGUCUAUUUCAAUAAAGAGAGCAGCAAUGAGGAUGUAAACAAGACAAAAAACAUAGAUGAGGAUGUAAACAAGACAGAGAGCAUAGAUGACACAAACCAAGCAGAUUCAUUGGUACCGCCUUUUCUACUUUGUGGAAAUAACGAGAUUUCUGUGAGCGACGAGGCGAAGAAAGGAUGUUACAUCUUUGCAUUGCUGGAAUUUGUAAGAAUAAACAUAUUAGAAAUAAAAAAGGAUGUUGAAAAAUAUAUAUAUUAUCAAAAAAUAUUAAAAACAAAAAAGAAUGAAUUUGUAAAUUUUAGUUUAUUAAAAAAUAUAUUUAUAAAUACAAGUCUAACUGUAUAUACAUAUUUUAUGUAUAUAUGUUUUGAUGAAAAAUAUAAAUUAACAAAGAUUGUAAAAUUAGAUGUAGACAAGUUAGAAAAAGAAAUAAGUAAUAUAAAUGUGCACUUUAAAAAGAUGAAUAAAAAUUUUAUAGAUAUAAAAAUAUAUAAUGAAUGUAAUAAGUUUUAUACAAAAUAUGAAAACGUAUUUAAAAUUUUAAAAAUGUUAAAUUUAAUUUAUAAAAAUAAAAAACAUUUUGAAAUCCUAAUUGAUAUAAUUAAUAGUUCAGAUUCGUUUCAAAAUGUAGACACAAAAACGGAUGAAGAAAAUUGUGAUAGUGAAGAAAUAAAGAAAGUCAUUCCUUACGAGUAUAAUGAAAUAAUAUUAAAAAAUUUAUUGUCUUUGGAUUAUUCAAAAAAUAUAUCAAAAGUUGAAAAUGUUUUUAUAGAAUAUGAGAAAGAAGAACAGAUAAAUAAAGAUAUGGAUAUAAUUAAGAUUGAAUUAAAAAAACAUAAACUAGAUGUAAGUUUAAUGAAUAAAAAGGUUUAUUAUAUAAAUAAUAUUGACUACAUAUUAACAGAACUAAGACAAAUUUUAAAUAAAUUAUUAUUGCUUGGGAAUAAUCAUUCGAGUAGGCACAUAUAUACAGUAGUGUAUAAUCUGUCUGAAAACAUUUUAAACUUUACAAAUAUUCUUAGUCUUGUAAAAAAAAUACAAAACUGUUAUAAACAUAUAGAUAAAUAUAAACAAAAUGAAAUAAAAAAUGUUACAAAUUUAGAUGUAUUUAUUAGCACUAUUAGUAGUUAUAAAAAUAUUUGCGAAGAUUUUUUUAUAUAUCCUCAAGUUAGUAAACAUAUAAAGAAGGAGUAUGAUGUUUGUUAUUUUAGAUCUGUUCUUGAAGAGUUUGAAAAAAUAAAAGUUGAUGUUGAAAAAUAUAUAUUAGAAAAGAAAAGACAAUUUCCUAUUUUUUAUUUAUUACAAGAUAAAGAUCUUUUAAAUGUUUAUUCAAACAUUAAUAAUUUAAAAAAUAUAAAUAUAUUUAUAAAAAAAUUAUUUCCACAAUUUAAAAAAGUUAUAAUUCAAAAUGAAUCAGUAUGUGGUAUGUUAAGUAUUGAUGGAGAGCAAAUAAUAUUUAAAGAAAAUAUUAAAUUUAAAAAGUUAGAUUUUUUAUUGAAUGAAAUUGGAAUAGAAAUAAAAAAUUAUGUUUUACAAAAUAUAUUAACACAUGUUAAUAAUAAAAAGUUUUUUAUACAACUAUCUGAAGAAACUUAUUUAUAUUUUAUAAGUAUUAAUAAUUUACAAUUAUUAUAUAUCUUACUAUCUAUAUAUUUUACAUUUAUUUUUGAUCAUUUUGUUGAAAGUUCAAGUGAAGAAAGAAAAAACAUAAUUUAUUUAUUAUCGAAGAAUAUAAAUAAGAUUGCAAGUAUGUCUAUAGAAUGUCGUGUAUCUCCUGAAAUGCUAAAGAAUUGUGCAAAAAGCUAUCCUAAUAAUAUUUUAUUUUUACUUUGCUUUUUUAUACACAUCAAAGAUAGAUUUAAUUUGUUUAGAAUUGGUGAGAAUGGAAAUAUGAUGGGUCAUUCAUUUGAAUAUUUAAAAAGUGUUAAGCAUUAUGUUAAAGAUUCAAAUUAUUAUAUAACCCAGUUUAAUAAUAAGAUAAAAUAUACAUACGAGUUUUUAGACAAUUUUAAUUAUACUUUAGAUUUAAUAUAUGAAUGGGAAAGUUAUGGUUUUUUUUUACAAAAUUAUAUAAAUAAUAAUCUAAUUAUGUUAUCACAAAAUAGUAAUAAUAAAUUUAUAAAUACUAGUAAGAAUUUUUCUGUUUUACUAGGAUAUAAUUAUGUUUUUAUAAAUAAUGUAAAUCUGAAAAGGGAUAAAAUAUAUAACUAUAUAGCUUGUAGUCUUUUUUCAAAUAUUUCUUUUUAUUUUUUUAAUGCCAAUGGAUUUAAAGAAGAUAUUAUUCAAAUUUUUAAAACACAAUUUUCAAAAAUUAAUAAUUAUUUAAAGAGUGCAAAAAAAUUUAUAAAUAUAAAUAAUCAUGAAUAUACUUUAAAUAAAAAGCCACUUAUAUUUAUUUCACUUCAAAAAAAUAUAUUACCUUUGUCUAAUUUAAAUACAAAAAAUGAUAAUUGCCAGUUUGAUGAUUUAUGUUAUCAGUUUUCUUUUCAUAAGCCUUUUAAAAAGUUAUCUAUUUCUUUUUUAUUUUUUAUAUUUUUUUCAAAUGGAUUUAAGAAAUGCUAUCAUUUGGCAGUAGCCACGUAUCGGCUUUUUGAUUACCUACUACAGCACGAGGAGCUAAAAAGAUGGAUUUUCGAAGGACGGAUUGGGAACUUACUAAAAGAAUCUGUAGCAACAUCUGAAAAAACGGAGUAUAGUUUUUUCAUGCAUGUAAUAAAUUAUGUUUCAAACUUUUUAGAUGCAAACAAAUUAAAGGAAAUAGUUUCCAGCAUCUGUCUUAUAUAUAAAAUUCCAAUGAUAAAACAAAAAGUUUUAUAUAAAUAUGCAUCUAAAAUAGUGACAGGUAGCGAAGAUGAAGAAACCGAAAUAGAAGAUAAUACAGAUUCGUUCUGUAUAGAACCCGUUCCAAAUUUAGAACAAUCAAGAGAAAACCAAAUUAAAGAAAUUAUUAAAAAUAUGGAGAAAGAAAAAAAAAUAAUAUUUUUAAAAUAUCAGGUUGUUAAAGCAGUUGAACUUUUUGAUAUUAUAAGUCAGAAUAUGAAAAUGAAUUUAAAAAAAGAAGAAGGAAAAGAUUUAAAUAGUUUAGAUGUAGGGACAGAAAAUAAAAUAACAAAUAUUAUAAUAAAUGGAAAAGAAUAUUCAGGAAUUAGUACAAUCAUAUAUAUUCUACACAAUCUAUUAGUAAACAUAGCAUAUGAAGAAUGUUUAGUAGAAAAAAUUAAUUUAAAAUAUUGUUCCGAAGAUGAUGUUUUAAAAUUUUCUUUGAGAAACAGUAAUUCAUUUGUAUUAGAAAAGAAAAAUGAACUAGCUAAGGAAAUUAAUUCAUCUCAAAAAUAUAAUUUAUUAUAUUCAAAGUUUGAAAAAAAAAGUGGAUAUAAUAACAUGAACGAAACAAAAUUAGACAUACAAAAUAGUGGUGAUGUUAAAGAUGAUAAAAGAAGUAAGAAAAUUUUUGUAAAAUAUAUAAAGGUUGAUGAAAUGAAAUAUAUUGAAAAAAUAAUAAAUUAUACAUGUUUGGAAAAUAAUAAAAUGUAUAUUGAAAUAAAUAAAGAAAAUUAUGAAUUUAAUAAUAUUUGUUUUAUUUAUAAGUCUGAAAAUCUUAGUAAAAUAAAUCCUUAUUUUUUUAAAACAUUCCAUUAUAUUCAUGUAAAACAUGCAGUACCUUAUAUUCCUUUCCUUACUUUUUGUGUUGAAAAUCUAAAAAUAUAUAAAUCAGCACAAAACAAAAUUAUUAGACACUUUGAAGAUUUAGUAAUAGAAACUGUAAAAUUUUUUAAACAAGAAAAGGGAAUGAAUGUAAAUCGGUUUGAAACACAAUAUGGAGAUAAAGAGAAAAAAGAAAAUGAUAAGCUUGUUCAUUCAUCUAUUGAUGAAAACGGGAAAGAAACAAUAAAUAGACAAAUUGAUAUAACAGAAAGUUUAAAUAAUAAUAGUAUAGAGUCUCAAAUAAAAGAUAACCAAAAUAAUGAAACAAAAAAUUUGGAAGAAGAAUGUGUAUUUGAAACUGAUGAAGAAAUAUUUGAAUUUUCAAAAUUCAAUGAAGGUUAUGUUUCUAUACAUAUAAAUACAUUGAUAUGUACAUUCAUAAAAUUUAUAGAUUAUUUUUUAAAAUUAUUAGUUGAAAAAAAAAAAAAUAUAGGAAAUAAAAAACUUAUAGAUACACAUUUGAAUAAUAUAAUAACAAUAAGUUUUAUUUAUACUUUUACGACAUUUAUGGAAAAAGAGGAAAGAGAAAAAUAUGAAAAUUAUAUUAUUAAAUAUAUAAACAAUAUAUCAAUAAUACCUAAAAGUACAUCCUUUACACAUAUAUACUAUAAUAUUGAAAGUAACAAAAUUUUAAAAAAAGAGAAAAUUUAUAAAAAUGAAAAAAUAUGUUUAAAUAAAAAUACACUUAUGAGCAAUACAAUUGCAGAUAAGAAUUAUUUUUUUUUAUUUGAAGAUUUAAAUAUAUUAUCUAUAAAAAAUUUUAUUAAAAUUUCAACAAAUAUGUCUAUUCCUUUUAUUAUUAUUGGUGGUUCUAGUUCAGGAAAAUCUUUAUGUAUUUAUAAUUUUUUAAAUUCAUAUAUUAAAAAGAAUAAAACUACUCAACAAAAUAUUUACAACUUUAUAUUUAGAUUUAAUCAUUCCUUUAAGUAUACAAAUAUUAUUUAUAAAUUGCGAAAAAAUUUUAACCUGUCUACUAGUCAAAUCAAAGAGGAUGUUACAAUAUUUUUAGACGACAUUAAUUGUUUAAGUGGUGAUCGUGUGCAUUCCUCUUUCGAAUUCUUCCAUCAGUUGAUAAACCAGCAGGAAUACUUUGAUGUAGAAGAAAACAAACAUGUGUCUUUUUCUAACUGUAAAAUACUCGGAACAUUGAACCCUGAAUAUUCAGAACUGUUGGGAAAGAAAAAUAUAGCUUUAUCAAAAAUUUAUAGAAAUUUUUUUAUUUUAAAUAUCUCAUCACUUACUCCAAAGAAUAUACACUCUCUUUACUUUAACAUAAUAGAGUACAUCUUCCUGAAAUAUAACUUUUGCGAGGACAUGAUAAAUGAGUGCCAGAACUUCAUCGGUUGCAUUUUGGAAACAUUCGAGAGUAUUAUGUUGAAAAAGGAAAAUACAGAUUUAAGUUUACACACAAACAUGAUAAAUAACAUAAUAAAUUAUUUAUUAAUAUAUGAUAAAGAAAGUUUUAGCAAUAUGAAUGAAAUUGGGUAUUUCUUUUUAAAUGAUAUGAUUCGAAUAUUUUGUAGUGAUGUCAUUUUUUAUGAAAAAAAUAUAGAAUAUAAAAAUAUAAUAAAAAAAAAUUUUGAAAAAUAUUUUCAAAAAUAUAUAACAAAUGAUAAAUAUCCAUUAAAUGUGAAUAUUCGAAAUAAUAUGAUUUAUGUUGAGAAGGAAGAAGAAAAUAUAAAUCCAAAUUUAGACAUAAAUUAUUUAAAAACCUUUUUCCCAGUUUCAAAAUAUGAACAUUUUGAUAUAUUUUAUAGUGAUAUAUUAAAUUUUAUAAAAAUAAUAAAUACAUAUCUUAUAUUUAGACAAAGUAAUAUAAUUUUUUUAAAUAGCCAAAACAAAUUGUUAGAAAAAAUAGUUUCUAUUUAUUGCUAUUAUAAAAAUUGUGAGUCUGUAUUUAUAAGAUGGGAUGAUAAUGAAAUGAAAAAGAAGAUUCGUGAAAGUUAUACUAAAACAAUUGAAAAACUUUCAAAAAUAAAUGAAAUAAAUUCAGAUGCGUCUAUUAAUAAUGACCUUAUUCAUAACAGAACAGUAUUUUUUGGAAAGCUCGAAUUUGAUGAGGAGUAUUUAAAUUUUGUUGAUUUAACAUUAUAUAAUUGUAACUUAGAUAAUUUAUAUGAUAAUUUUAUAAAUGAACAUUAUCUAUAUAUAAUAAAUAUGUUGAAACAUAAAGAGAAAGAUGCUGAAGGGAAUUUAGAAAAUUUUGUAAUAUCUAAAUUAUUAGAUUCUAAUCAUUAUUUAUUUUAUGCUAACAAUUUUGAUUCAUUUAAAAAUACUUAUUUUUAUAAAUAUAGAAAUAUAUUUAAAAAAUGUUAUUUAGUUCAUUUAAAUUUUUAUAAAUUUUCUGAAAAAGUUAUAUUCUCUUUUAAUUUAUCGAUGCCUAUAUAUAAUUAUGUAAACAGAAAGACAAUCCAAUCUCUCAUUUCAAACUUGAAAGAUGUUGAGAAUAGGGAGCUUUGUUUUAUAUCCUAUUUAUCUAGCUCUAUAAAUAAAAUGCUAAUCAUGUUAGACAAUAAAAAAGACAUUCCCAAGAUUAAUCAUUAUCGAGAAAAUGCUGUUGAAGAUACAUAUAAAAUAUAUGAAUAUUUAAACAAAACAGAACUGAAUGUGUUGGUAGAAAAAAAGAAAGAAAUAAAAAACAUCAUUGAAUCGGUGCAGUUUGAUAGUAACACAUCUGAAAGCGACAAGGUGAAGGAAAAAAUAAAAAACAUAAAAGAUGAAAUAGCUACAUAUCGAAAUAAAAUUAGAACAAUAAAAAGAGACAUCAAACAAUCAAUGACAAAAUAUCAGAAUAACAUAGUGGAAGCUAAAAACAAAUUAAAUGAUAUAAAGGAAGAAGAUUUUGAAUAUUUUAAACAUAAAAAUAAAAAUAAUUAUAUGGGAUAUUUAAAAAUAUUAUAUUUAUAUAUAAACAAAAAAAAUGAUAAAACUUAUAUUCAAGAUACAUUUUCUUAUCAUUAUAUUAUGAAGUAUAUAAAAAAGAUUGAUGAAAACCAAAUUAAUAAAAGUUUAAUCUUAAAAUAUGAAAAUAUUUCAAAUGUUCAGAAUUUUUUAAAUUAUAAAUUUGUUUAUAUUAUUCAUCUUUUUAUUAUAUCUAUGAAUGAUUAUAUUAAAAAAUGUGAAUCUCUAAAAUUAGAAAAUGAAUCUAUAAAAAGUUUGGAGUCUAAAAUAUCUCUUUUGGAUAAUCAGAUUAUGGAAAUCUGUUUAGGUUGUGUAACAUCUAAAGUCGUAUCAAGUUUACUAGCACACCUUCUUUCUUUAUAUUCGGAAGUAAAAUUGCAAAUAAAACAGACAAGAAAAGAAUUAGUCAUGAAAUCAAUACACUUUGGAUAUUGCUGUGGAUUUAAUGAUAAAGAAAAAAGAACAUUUUUUAAACUUUUAAUCGAUAAGAAAUGCAUGUAUGAAAGAAAUUCGAGUGAUGGUGAUGUGCCAGAUGAAGUUCCAGGUGAAGUACCAGGUGAAAUGGACAGCACUAUAAACAAAGCAGAAGAGAAGUUAAAACAUUUGAUGAACUACAAAAAUUUUAUUAACAUUGCAUUUUUAAAAAUGUAUAAAAAAAUGAAUUUAUGUAAUGACAAUAUGAUAAUAUAUACUUGCCAUAUGUUAGAAAUAAUUAAAAAAAAAAUAAACAUUUGUGUAGACCCAUUUUAUCAAAUAAAAAAAUAUUUUUUAAAAAAAAUCAAAGAAAGUGAAAAAAAAUAUGUAUAUAUAAAAUAUUAUAACAUAAGUAAAAUGUCUAUUCAAUCAUAUAAUCAAGAUGAUGAAUGUAAAGAAGUUGAAAAGGGUGUUAGUGAAAAUUUUAUGGAAAAAAUUAGUCAUUAUGUAGAAAAUAAUUAUGUUAUCAUAUUUAAAGGAUUAGAUGCAGAGCUUUUACAAAUGCUAAGCAAAAAAUGUAAAAAAUCUUUUGUAGAGAAUAUUUACAUUUUUGUUAGCAUUAUUGAGGAAGAAGAAUAUAUUAAAACGUUUUUAGAGAAUGAUAAAAAUAUUCUUUAUGUAUAUUGUGACUAUAAAAAAAAUAAUGUCCUAAACCUGUUCUCAUAUUAUUAUCAAAAAUGUCGAGGAAUUCCUGAUGACGUGAAAAUUGUGUCUAUCGAAAAGGAAAACCAUCUUAAAGAGGUAACUAAUUUAGCGACACGGUUCUUAGACAAAGAAAUCAGUGAGGAGGAGCUAAAGAAAGAGCUAGAAAAUAUUGGGAAAUCUGAAAAAUCAAAAGAAAGGGAUGAAAAACAGUUUGAAGAAAGAAACUUUUUAUUAAUUUAUACAUUUUAUGUUUUGGUGGAAACAUUAAAAAUAGUUAGCAAAAAUAUGAACUUUAUAUGUCAUCGAAAAUUUAUAAAAAUAGUUAAAUCAUGUUUUGAAGAAAUUGAUAUAAAGAAUAAGAGAAGUUACAAUGAUAUUUUAAAUUAUAUGUAUUUUCAUAUAGUACCAAUUUUAAAAAAAAGAGAUUUAUUUAUUUUCAACUUUUUGUUAAGUAUAUAUAUAGACAUAUUUGUUUAUAGAUUUAUUAAAUGGACAGAUCUAUUCCUUUUUUUUAGAAAUUAUAGAAAUAAAAAUUAUGAAAAAAAUAUUGAAUAUAUUUAUAAAAAUGAUGAAAAGUUUUUUGAAGAAUUUAAAAAAGAUGAAAAAUAUAUAUUUACAAAUAUAUUAGAAACGAAUAGCAAUUUUUAUAGAAAAAUAAAGGGCAAUGAUUUUGAAAUGUUUUAUAAUACUUCAUCAAAUUUAAACAACAUUUAUGAUGAGAACUAUCAGUUGAUUGAUAACAAAUUAGACGGACUAGUGGAUGAAGAGAAAUUCGAAGGAAGUUCUCAAAAUGAGGAAGUUAAAGAGAAUGAUGAAAUGGUGGAGCCUUUAAAUCGAAUACAAACCUUAUCAUCAAACUUAAAUAAAUCUUAUACACUAUUAUACAUAAAAAAAAGAAAACUAAAAGGAAAAUUACAUAAUAAAUAUUUUGAUGAGGAUAAGGAAGUAGAUAGGGGAAAUAAAUCAGAAGGGGUUCUUCAAAUGUAUAAUGAAUAUAAUGAUGAAGAUGUUUAUACAAUCUUAGAAAAAGAAAAGGAAAAUAAAAUGAGUAUAAUUUAUUAUAUUAAAGAAUUAGAAGAAUUAGUUAGUUCGAAAAAAAAAAUAUAUAGAAAUAUUUUACGUAAUAUAUAUGAAUAUCCAUACAAAUGGAAUGAAUAUAUAUGUCCAGAAAAUUUAAAAAAAGAGAUAGAAUUUCCAAUAAAAGAAUUUAAUGAACCAUCCAUGUAUUUUUAUAAAUUAUCUAUCGAUAAAAUUAUAAAAAAAGAUUCCAUAGAUAUGCUUAUUAAAGAGUAUAUAUUUAGUAAAUUAUCAGGUCUUAUAUAUAAAGACAAAAAAAUGGUAUACAACAAUUUCUACAACUUUUUUAGACACCAUAUUAUUAGUUCAUCUGAAUAUGGAAGUGAUAUAAUAGAAGGUUCAAAUAAAAAUAUAAAUGACAAUCUAUACUUUUUUGAUGUUUUAAAAAAACAGAAUUACAUUAUUUUUCUUUUGGAAAAGAAUAUUUACAGUAAUGUUAUACUAAAUAUGUUGUUAAAAUGUAGUAGGUCAUUAUUUUUAGAUUUUAAACAUGUAGAAAAUAUAUCGAAAAAAAUAAGUAACAUUAUUGUGGCAGAUAUAUAUACUGUAUCGGAAGUACUAGCAUGUGAAAGCUUUAUAGAAAAUGUUCUUAAAAAUGAAGAAAAACAAAAUACAGGGCAAAAAGUUUUCAUCAUAUUUUAUAACAACAUAAAUAUAUUAACAGAAAAAUUGAUUAAUAUGUCGUUUGGUAUUACUCUAGAUUUUAGUUUUGAAUCCUUUGAUUUUUUAAAUUAUAUUAACUUCGUAUUUGAUCUUGUUGAAAUAUAUAAAUUACCUGUAUGCUCUAAUCAUAUAUAUUCAAAGCAUUUAUUUUUAUCGAUUUUAUUUUUUAUUUUAAUUAAUGAGUAUGCAUAUUUAGAAAAUAUGAAUAUAAGUUUUGAUAUUAUAAAUGAGAUUAUUUUAUUAGUAAAAUUAUUUAGCAAUUUAAAAGAUGGAUUGAAAAAUGGUGAGACAGAAAAAAUGGAACUUAUUGUAGUAAACGAAGAAAAUUUAAUUUGCUCUGGAUCUGAAAACCGAAAUGAAAGGGAUGAAUCAGAUAGAUGUAGAACCUUUUUUUUAAACUAUUUUAAAAACUUUCUUGAUCGUCUAUUUUCAGAAAAAGAUAUAUUAAUAAAGAAUAUGAUUGAAUCAUUUUUAUACAAUCUUUUUAGCUUACCAAAUAAAAAUGUUUUAUGUAAUAAUGAUAAUAUUUUAAAACAAAUUCCUACUAACCUUAUAACACUAAAAGAGAUGAUAAGAUAUGUUUUAGACAAUAUCGAUAUAUUUGAAAAUGUUGUCCAAAAAAACAAAGUUGCUAAUAUUUAUAAAAUGGCUUAUAAUAUAAAAUUGAUGGAAAAAAUAUUUAUUUCAAAAUAUUGUAUUACUAAUAUAUAUAAAAAAACAUUAAUUUUUAAUAUUAUCCUAUUAUCUUUUGACCAUUUUUCUUCUUUUUAUUUUGUAAAUCAACCCCUAAAUAGUACACCACAACUCAAUUAUCUGAUCCAAGAAUACAACAUGAUUUUAUCUCGUGUUUAUGAAAUAAAAAAAGAAAUUCAAUAUUAUUUAAGCACAUCAAAAUUGUCUAAAAUAUCAAAUGAAUAUUCAGCUAAAAUGGAAAGAAGUUUGCUUCGAUACAAAGUACCAUGGAAAUGGCGUCAUUUUUCAGACGGAGAAAAAUGCCUAUAUAAAUUCUUUGAGGAACUUAAAAGGAAAUUAAAUUAUAUUAAAGAACUUAUAAGGAAAGAACAAAAGGGUGAACGAAAUAUUUACAACAUAUCAAUGUUUACUAACCCAAUGAUGUUUUUUUAUUCAGUUUAUUUUACACAUGCAAAUAAUAUGAAUACUAAUAUUAGUGAGCUAAGUGUUUCCCUCAAAUUUUCCGAGAAAGUUAACGAAAACGAGCGAGGUGUUUGGAUAGCACCAAUUAAGAUAUACAAAAGUUUAUUUGUAAAAGGAUGUGAGAAGAUUAUGCAUCAAAAAAUACACAAUAAAAAUGAUAUUUAUUUUAAAAUUCAAAAUGAAGAAAACAAAUGGGAAGAUACAAAACUGGCUAAUAUAGAGAAAGAUCAUUCAGACAAUAAUUUGAGUAAACCAGAAGAAAAAGAUGAAAGUUCUAUUCAAAAGGAUAAUAACCCAAAUAUAGAAAAUUUAAAUGAAAAAACAUUUAGUGAAAGUACAAUAAAUAUGCGUUAUUCAAAUAGCUAUAUGGCAUAUGCAAGGAAAAAGGAUAAAAGUUUUUAUUAUGACUCACCAUAUAUACUAAUAAAAAUUAAAAAGAAAAAAGAGGGUAUAGAAAAUAAAAAAAAUAUUGAACAUGAUAAGAUUAGAGAAGACUAUGAAAAUUAUGAAGACACAGAAACAAUUAAAGAUGAUGAAUCAAAUUCGAGUAAAAACAUUAUAGAUAAUUCAAUUAAUAUGGAAAAUAUUUCAAGUCAAUUUUUUGAUUUAUUUGAAAAUAAAGACAAAUCUGAUGAUAAUGAAUUUAUUUAUUACUGUCCUAUUAUGAAGUCUAACCCGUACAUACAAAAAGGUACCGAAAAAAUAUGUAGUAAAAGGAUGUAUGCAUAUUAA